AUGCUUCGACUCGAGAUGGCGCCGGAUGUUUCCCUGGGAUUGCAUUUAUCGUGUCGAACGGAACACCGUAUGAGUGCGGGGAAAGACGAGUCGGUCCGAGAGAGGGAAUGGGUAUUCGGUACUGGUAGUCGUGGUUGUAAGCUACAAGCAGGCGGAGAACUACGGAAACGCUGCCCGAAUGUGCACGUGAUCGUGGAGGAACCGACUAUCUUUGCCCAGUUCAGGAGACAGUUCGCUAAAGAGGUUCCAGGAAGGGAGCAUAGCCUCGAAGAGAAAAGCUUUGCCCCUCAUCUCUCAGCGACCAUUGGUCAUUACCUUGAAUAUGAAACGGAACGGAAGGGUCCGACCCCAUCCAUUCAGCCUGAGGGCGGGUUUGCCGACCGUUCUUUUACUAGCGCGCUAAUUAUAGAAAUGCGAUCUGCUGGCCCAUUCUUACCUUGGCGGCAGUCGGUUCGUCAAUCUUCGUCUGGACAGCUUUCAUUGGCGAUAAAUAGCCUGCUUUUUCAUGUCUUACCUCGGUGGCGAUACCUUUCUGUACUUGUAACCUCGACUCGAUGCGACACCCUACUUCAAUUCAAACAGGAAUGGCAGACCCUUCCCGCAUUCGUGCUUCGGGGAGCAAUAUGGGGGAUGAAGUACAUCAACAUCAACUUCGCGCUGAUGCCGAUUGGGGCCUCGGUGAUGGAAGACGUGGAGGGUACCGACGAUCAAGCUCGCAGCUUUCCAACAAAAAAUAUGAUGGAUUUUUCUACCAUGAUGGAUGGCCGAGAUGAUCUGCAAACUUGGGGACAAAUAUUUUUUUUUCCUGCCUUGGAGAGCACUUCUUCGUCCUUGGCGAUGUGUCGUCCCUUUUCUCCAACCCUGUCGGAAGACUCGCCGACUUCACGUUGGAUCGCAGAGGCGAACGGUGCCGAGUCCAAAUCACGUUAAAAGGGGGGGGAGGGGACGACGGGUACAUUAGGUAUGGGCUCCGAGAGGAUACAGGGACAGGGACCGCUACGUAGUCUCUUCCAUUGUGGGGUAUGCGUCCGAUGGAAAGGACCCUGCUGCGCCGAUCAUUCUAUCAAUUCAAGAUCUGUUUAUGUCGUCGUCGUCAGGUGUAUUUCAUAGAGCGUGGUGAAAACCUCCAUCGGUGGCGCUUUUUUCCAGUCAUGCGUUGCUCAUGAGGAUCUGGAGCGCGAAUCUUUGUAGUGCGCACGACAAGUCUGGGCUCAUCAUGC
This is a messenger RNA of Guyanagaster necrorhizus, 1220 nucleotides long. RefSeq lists its product as uncharacterized. The transcript is spliced from 8 exons. NCBI's taxonomy places the organism in Eukaryota, Fungi, Basidiomycota, Agaricomycetes, Agaricales, Physalacriaceae. The record is from RefSeq and is a predicted model, not a curated record. The coding region runs from base 1 to 930 and encodes 309 amino acids.